Messenger RNA from Pediculus humanus corporis (human body louse), 393 nucleotides. RefSeq names its product forkhead protein/ forkhead protein domain, putative. The record is from RefSeq and is a predicted model, not a curated record. Lineage: Eukaryota; Metazoa; Arthropoda; Insecta; Psocodea; Pediculidae. The coding region runs from base 1 to 393 and encodes 130 amino acids. Gene Ontology annotation, molecular function: RNA polymerase II cis-regulatory region sequence-specific DNA binding; DNA-binding transcription factor activity, RNA polymerase II-specific. The transcript is spliced from 3 exons. Gene Ontology annotation, biological process: regulation of transcription by RNA polymerase II. Gene Ontology annotation, cellular component: nucleus.
AUGAGUGAAUUAGAAGGUUUCGAACCGCAAACAAGAGCCAGAUCGAAUACCUGGCCGCUACCUAGACCUGAAAAUUAUGCUGAUAUCGAUAUUAAGGAGGAGGAAAAUGGAAAAUGUCCUCCUCACAUCGAUUCCGGUUGCGUCGGUGUAAUUGGACCUCAGUUGGACGGGUCAUUGCUUGGCGUUCAGCUUCCAGCUCCGGGAGCGAAAAAAAAUUCUUCCAGAAGAAACGCCUGGGGUAAUUUGUCGUAUGCCGAUCUCAUCACGCAAGCGAUUGCUAGUGUACCUGAAAAGAGAUUAACUCUAUCUCAGAUAUACGAGUGGAUGGUACAAAAUGUUCCAUAUUUCAAAGAUAAAGGAGAUUCCAAUAGUUCGGCCGGAUGGAAGUUGUAA